This is a messenger RNA of Symbiodinium sp. CCMP2592, 2394 nucleotides long. NCBI's taxonomy places the organism in Eukaryota, Dinophyceae, Suessiales, Symbiodiniaceae. The record is from the annotation of a GenBank genome assembly.
AUGGCGGCCAAGCCGCAUCUUACGGAGGAGGCAGCUCGCCAGCUCUUGGUGAGCGCCGAGUCAAACUUAGAUGGGUUGACGCCCGAAUGUCUCCGGGCUGCCACCGAUGCGCUGAACAUCUUCCGCGGCCUAGGGAGCGUGGGCCUCAACGGCGUCCACGAUUCCCUGCGCGUGGUCGUGGCGUUUCACCGUUUAAAGGCUGCUGUGGAGCAGCGCAAACCCGAGGAGGCGCUUCUCCUCGCCUCGGACGAGUUGGAGCACUUUAGAGCAGAUGGCGAUCGGCGAGGCGAAGCUUCCAUGCUCCUGGCCUUGGCCGAGAUCAACAUGGACCGACGCGGUGCGCGCAAGCGUGCAGAGGCCCUAGAGGUGGCUUUGGCUGCGCUGGUCACAUUCCAGGAGAUUCGAGACCAGCGUCUCCAGGCCCUUACCUACCUCAUCCUCACUAACCUCUACUCCAAGAUGCAGAUGCCAGAUGAAGCUGAGCAUGCCGCGCAAUCUGCGCUGUGCGUCUUCCAGGCCUUGGGCGACCAGAUGAGCCAGGCGAAGGCCUUUCACGGACUUGCUCUGACAAUGGCAAGCCGACAUCGCUAUGCUGAUGCUGCUGUGAACGCAGAGGAGGCAUGCGCUUUGUUUGCCAAGCUGGGCGACGUGAAAAUGGAGGCGGCAGAGCUCGUGUCCGUCGGGCAAUGGCAGCUGGCUGCCGGAAAGCCUGGAAGAGCGGCGGCUUCGGCGGAGCAGGCUCUUCUGCUGUUCCGACAAAUUGGCUACGGCAAAGGCUGGCAGGCGAAGGCUCUCUCCGUUCUGUGCCAGGCCUUGGCACAGUCUGGAAGACCCGCAGCAGCGGCGAAGGUUGCAAGGGAGCAGGGUGGCUUGUUUCGCGAGGAGCGAGACUUGGCAGGCCAGGUGGCUUCACAGGAGAUCGCCGCCCAUGCACACCUGGCUUCCAAGCACCCCGAGCGUGCACUCAGCGAGCUGAAGGACGCUCAACAGCUCAUCGACGGGAAGGGCGAUCCAUCCCAGUCCCAGGCCAAGGCCAGGCUUUGCCGCGGCGAGGCGGCCUCUUUCCUGGCAGGUGGCGACAUUGCCGAGGCCGUGCGGACCUUGAAUCGAGGCGUGGCCAUGGCAAAGGAUGUCAAGGACCAUGUGGAAGAGGCCCGAGCUUAUCGGGACCUCUUCGACAUUCAUCUUCAUUGCGGGCGCUUUUCGGCAGCAGGAGAAGCAGCCGCUCGUGAGCGGGCUGUGGCCGAAGCCGCCGAGGAUAGGAUUCGUGAAGCGGCCAGCUGCGUCCGCUUGGCCGUGGCUUUGGCAAACGGCGGGGACUUGGUGAAGUCCUUGGCUCUGGCGGAGGAGGCCUGCGACCUGUCGGAAGCCGCAAGAGAUCGGCGAGGCAUGGCCAGAGCUUUGCAUGUUCUCUCGAGUAUCCAGAGACUGGAUGGGAACAUGGAUGCAGCCCUGGAGGCGAGCGAAAGGCGACUUAAGCUUGCUAGGGACCUUGGCGAUUUACGCUUGGAGGCAGCGGCAAUGCAGGAGUUGGCAGGGCUACACCGCGCGGAAGGCAACUUCAGCGAGGCAAGGCAUUUGGGAAUGGAGAGCCGGGAUCUAUGCAGGCAGAGUGGGGAUCGGCAUGGUUUGGUGAAUGCUCUUGUGGCUUUGACCGAACUGGCCCUGACUGCAGAGAGUGGCGACGUGAAGCAAUCACUGCUCCAUCCGUCCAAGGAGGCCGUUGCCGUUGCUGGGAAACUCGGUGAUGGGAUGCUCCGAGCCAAAGCUCUCUACUGGCGAGCGCAUGCUUUGGGAGCAGUCGGCCGACAUCCAGCCGCUCGUCGCAUAGCUCACGAUGCGGCAGAGCUGUUGACCAAACUGGGCGAUGCCGAGGGCCGCGUGCGAUGCUUGUUUCUCGUUGCAGAGCUGUAUGCUGCGGAGGGCUCGAAAGCAGAUGCUCUCGAGGUGGUUCAGGAAGUGCGGCUGCUCGCAAAAUCCGCCGGGGAUGCAGAGGCCGAGUACGAGGUGGCACUGCUCGAGGAAGAGGUGUCCCGCAAGGAAUCUCAACCAGAGCCUCAAGCAACGACGCCCCAACCGGCGACAGAAAAGCCGCCCGAGGCCACAGCUCGCGAAGUACCCGAGGUGCCCGUGGCCAAAACAACAUCCCUGGACCCGAAGGAAGUCUUACAGCAACUCCUGCGGCUUGUCAAGGAGGUCACGUCUAGUACCGAUGAGAUUGAGCUGGACACCCAGUUCGUAGAUGCAGGGAUGGACAGCUUGUCAGGUGUGACCCUUGUGACAAUGAUGAGCCGCGAGUUCGGCAUGAGCUUCACGCCCUCCACCGUUUUCGACUACCCCUCGGUGCGAACACUGCGGGACCACCUGCUCCGUGAACAACAGGAUGAAGGCUGA